Labeo rohita (rohu) is the source of this 3429-nucleotide messenger RNA. RefSeq names its product transmembrane protein 200C, genome duplicate a (gene tmem200ca). The transcript has 2 exons. Lineage: Eukaryota; Metazoa; Chordata; Actinopteri; Cypriniformes; Cyprinidae. The record is from RefSeq and is a predicted model, not a curated record. The coding region runs from base 432 to 1967 and encodes 511 amino acids.
GCGCGUCGCUGUCAUUCCGUGUCUCACGGCGGCUCCGAAGGGUUUUGACGCGCGUCUGAGCAUCGCGAACGCCGUCACUCAUCGGGUUAAACAGUUUAGAAGGCAAUUAUUCAAAUCCUGCAGCACUUGCACCGGAUUCGGGCUGCGGUAUCAUAGCAACAACACCCGAGAAGCGGCGCAACAUCAGCCGCAGUAACGGCGGAGCCCGAACCCGGAGCGCAAAACCGGAUCGGGAACCCGGCGCUGGAGCGCGCGGUUUGCGCGUGCGAUUAAACGGCUGAGCGGAGCUUGGGAAGAUUCCUGACUGGAAAUGAUGGAAAUGACGAAGUUAACGCUCCAAAUGCGAUCUUCUGGAGAGAGAAAGUUUGCGUUUCGUUGCGCGAAUACGAAUCUAUUAGUCGUAUUUCACGGAUGAUUAAUUGAGCGCCAUCAUGAUCGCCACAGGGGGUCUGCUGCGGAUAUCUGCCAGGAGACAGGACUCCCUCCGUGCGAAGAACCGCGCCGAAAACAAGCGCAAGAGGAAAGCGAAGAAAAAGAGGAAGAACGAAGUGGUUGUGGUGAAAGGCAAGCUGAAGCUGUGCUCCGUAUCCGGACUGGUCGCCGCCGCCGGGAUUCUGGUGCUGCUGGUUGGCGUCGCCAUGGCCGUGUUGGGCUACUGGCCCAAAGAGAGUCCGCUUUACCCGGGACUGAUGAACGCACAGAGCGCUCGGAGGACUUACGAGAGCCGGGAAUUAGUCAAUGUGACCGUCAGACCGUCUUGGGAUCGACUAGAUAAAGACUUCAGGAGCUAUAAUGGCUCCGACGGGACCUCUGAGCCGGAUCCGCCUAAGCUGGGAGCAUUUGCUGCGUUUAUCAACAGAUACUUGUAUUCGGACAGGCUCAAAGUGUUCGGACCUUUAAUCAUGGGCAUCGGGAUCUUCCUUUUCAUUUGUGCCAAUGCGGUGCUUCACGAAAACAGAGACAAAAAGACCAAAAUCAUUAAUCUCAGAGACAUCUACUCAACGGUGAUUGACAUUCAUAGCCUGCGGAGCAAAGAAUCAGCUCCGCUGAACGGUUUCGUCAACUACUGCCAAUCAAAAGACACCAAAUCGUACGGUUCCCCUCAUAAGGCCUCCUGGCCGUCUCCAGGCUCCGGGCGACACGACGCGGGUAGCAUGAUCCCAUCUCGACGUCCGUCUACCACCAUCCCACCGUCCCGACAGAGCAUUACGGACACCGUCUACAGCAUCUAUCGAGAUCAGAACCGAAUCGGCACAGCGGCGCCUGAGCUGAAGCAAUGGGAAACCAGGACCAUCGUGUCCACUUCGGUCAACGCUUUCACCCUACCCAUGAUGAAGCUCAACCACCGAGCAGCUUCGGAAAGAAGGGGUUCGGAUAAAACCGGAGAGGCCAAAAGAGAGUUCCUGGACGCCGAGGCCAUUUGCAGACGUUUGGAGGAUCUGGUAGCGUCUAGGACCAUCACCAAGGCCAAAGUGGAACCUCAUCCCGAGCUUCCGCAGGAUUCGGUGGAGGUGUACAGGAGCAGCGGCAGUUUGCAAGGAGCGCCUCGCGUUUCUCUGCAGGGUUCCCAGGUUCAGCUGCUGCCGUCCUGUUCGCCGGGCCGCAAGGCCGCCGGAUCUCACCUGUCCUUGAGCGCUUUGUCUGACUACUCCAGGUCUGUCGAUCUGGAUAUCUGUCCGUCCACCCCUACGGUGGUGCGAUCGAGACGUCUCAGCUGCCCUCGGCUGGAAGGCCUCGGCAGCGGGGGCUACACCAAACUCGAGGGUCUCGGAGGCGAGUCGUUCGAGUCCACGGACAACGCCGCGUUCAGUCGAGAGAGCUCUGUUGAGGUUUUGGAAAAGGACCGGGAGACACAUCAGGAGGAGUGUGCCGUGAUCAGACAGUAUUCAAAGAAACAAAAACUCAUAAUGGUUUCCCAGUCGGAUACUACUUUAGAAGAUGUGGAAAUGGACAGCGUAGAAGUUUAACUUCUGUUAGUCUAGAAUGACAAGCAGUCGAGACGUUGCCUGUUCGUUAGACCCAAAGGUUCUCAGUCUUUAGUACUGUUUCCUCAAGGAAUUACAAGCAAAAACUCAAUGGGACGUGAAACAAAUUCCAGCAUGAUAGCACAGCUAUGCUCCACUAGAUGAAAAAAGCAACUUUAUACUUCCAGUAGUAGAUUAUUUGUGGCUGUUUUCGUUUAUCGGUGACGUUUGGCUGUCUGAGCAGCAUGUUUUAUACUGUCGUCGACUUGCACUUUUUUAAUCACCAAAUUAUUGAUUAUUUUUUAGAAAUUGACUUGAUAGCAAUAUCUCAUUUGAAAUGUUCCCUGCUCGUGUGGGAAAUGUUUAUGUUUGCAUUUUGCCUCAGAGAUGUUAACUUACACUUGUAUGCUGUCGGUUUUUACUUAUUUUUUAGUUCGUUUGACUUAAAUGAGCCACAAGUCGAAUCCUGACGUUAGCUAGCCCAGUGGUUCAUGUGGUUCAGUACUGUCUGAGAUGUAAUGUCUGUUACAGUAUAUAAAAAAAAAUCAAGAGACGUUGACGUGUAGUUUCUCACAUGAGUUUUGGGGUCGAUUCAUUAAAGUUUAAUCAAGAGUGUGUCUCUCAAGCAGAUCUCAUUUAGCCCAAGAGAAGGACUAAUGCUGUGUUCCGUCCAAAAUCAGAUGUUCUCGCUUAGUAUCUCCAUCCAUAAAGCGGUUUCAUUGCCAGAGAGACUGAAGAUGAUGUUUAAAGUGUAAUUAAGAGUUUAUGUCACAGUUAUGAUCUUAAUCUCUGAACUGUGGGAAAUAAAGUCAGAACAGCAAGAUAUAAACUCAGAAUGUGAGGGGGAAAAAGUCCAAACUGUGAGAUAAAAUGUCAAAAUUACAUUUUAUCCCAUGGAGGAAGCUUUCAUACUAACUACACAGUAAAAAAUAAAUUGUUGAGUCAACUUAAAAUAAUUUGUUAUCUGGCUGCCUUAAAAAUUUUAAUUCAGUCAACUCAAAAAAAAAAGUUUAUUCAACUUGAAAUGUUAAAUUAUACUUAGUGACAACUUGGAUAUUUGAGUUGAAUCAACUUAACAUUUUAAGGCAGCUGGGUUACUUACCCAUCUGUUAAGUUUAGCAAACACAAAUAUCUAAGUUGUUACUUAGUACAACUUAACAUUUCAAGUUGACUAAAUGUAUUUUAGUUGACUGAACUUAAAAUUCUAAGGCAGCAGGGUAACAAAUUAUUUUAAGCUGACUCAACAAUUGUGUUUUUUAUUUUUUACAGUGUAGUGAAUUUUGGCAUCACAAAAUUAAUGACAGUAUGAAAGAUGGAUGAAUAUUCCGUUUGAAAUCUGCUACAGUUUAAAUGAGUAUAAAUAUCAUGAGGGAGCUCUGGGAUUCUAGUUGACGUUUAUAGAGCUGUAAUAGAUGGCUUUUAUUGACUAAUUUGGUACCAGAAUUCAGGCAGGUAAAACUAACAA